AUGCCCCACAACCACUCUCACGACGGCGGCCAUUCACACGAUGGCUUUCCGGCACAGGACCAUGGCCAUUCGCACGAGAUUCUCGACGGACCAGGCAGCUACAUCGGGAGAGAGAUGCCGAUUGUAGAAGGGAGGAAUUGGUCCGAGAGGGCCUUUACCGUGGGCAUCGGAGGACCCGUGGGCUCCGGUAAGACCGCCCUCAUGCUAGCCCUCUGCCUGGCCCUGCGCCAGAAGUACUCCCUCGCCGCCGUCACAAACGACAUCUUCACGCGCGAGGACGCCGAGUUCCUCACGCGGCACGCGGCGCUGCCGGCGGAGCGCAUCCGCGCCAUCGAGACGGGCGGCUGCCCGCACGCCGCCGUGCGCGAGGACAUCUCGGCCAACCUCGCCGCGCUGGAGGACCUGCACGGCCGCUUCGCCACGGACCUGCUGCUCAUCGAGUCGGGCGGCGACAACCUGGCCGCCAACUACUCGCGCGAGCUGGCCGACUUCAUCGUCUACGUGAUCGACGUGAGCGGCGGCGACAAGGUGCCGCGCAAGGGGGGGCCCGGCAUCACCCAGAGCGACCUGCUGGUCGUGAACAAGACGGACCUGGCCGAGGCCGUGGGCGCCGACCUGGCCGUCAUGGAGCGGGACGCGCGGAGCAUGAGGGAGGGCGGGCCCACCGUCUUCGCGCAGGUCAAGAAGGGCGUCGGCGUCGAGCACAUUGUGAAUCUGGUCUUGAGCGCGUGGAGGGCCAGCGGCGCCGAGGCCGAGAGGGUAAGGCAGGGCGGGCCGACGCCGACUCCGGGCCUGGACGGGCUGGAGAAGAAGUAG
This is a messenger RNA of Metarhizium album ARSEF 1941, 816 nucleotides long. RefSeq names its product urease accessory protein ureG. Gene Ontology annotation, molecular function: nickel cation binding; GTPase activity. The transcript has 2 exons. Bases 1 to 816 code for a protein of 271 amino acids. The record is from RefSeq and is a predicted model, not a curated record. Lineage: Eukaryota; Fungi; Ascomycota; Sordariomycetes; Hypocreales; Clavicipitaceae.